GGCAGUGCAGUUGUAGACAGAUAAAAAUCCUCACAACUUCUCUAUCAUUUUUGUGAAAUAAUUGUAGUUAAACGUUACUGGCAUCUGCAUGGCUGGAAAAGUUCUAAUAAUUUGGCUCUGGGCAUGUGUGAAUGUGUGUGAGUGUGAGCCGGCCAUGUUUGGGGAGGUGUCUUCUCCACAGUACCCUCAACCAUAUCCAGCAGAUAUCCUGGAGCAAUGGGACCUGGAGGUGCCACAGGGGUAUCAGAUCCAGCUGACGUUCAAUCACCUGGAUAUUGAGCCCUCUCCAAACUGUAGUCAUGAUUCUCUCAGUCUUGUGUCUGAUAAGAAGGUUCUGGGGAAGUUUUGUGGCCAGAGUUCCACAGACAGAUUUCACCCAGGUCACAAGCCCAUCUUAGUUCCUGGUAAUCAUCUCCAGCUCUUUUUUCAAACUGAUGAUUCAAAUCCUGAAUCACACAUAGGAUUUAAUGCAUCCUACCAGGCUGCUGGCUGUGGAGAUCCAAAACCCUUGUUAAAUGGAGGUGUUCAGUUUAUCAGCGGAUCAAACAAUGAGUAUCAUUCAGUCAUUGAGUAUUACUGCAAUCAGCCAUACUACACAUUUGAAGGAACUCCUAAUGUAACAUACACCUGUACAGAAGACCAGAGAUGGACAACAAAUGACAACAAUGACAAUAUUCCUCCUUGCAUUCCUGAGUGUGGAUUGAACACAGAAGUCUAUUUUCGUGGCAGAGUCUUUGGUGGGAUGCCAGCUAGAUCAGGACAGAUUCCCUGGCAGCUCUUCCAUAAGAGACAAACCAUAGGUGGAGCAUCUCUGAUUAGUGAUUACUGGGCUCUGACAGCGGCUCAUUUGGUAGAUGGAUAUGAAAACACCACCAUGACAUGGCUUGGAGGAACAACUAAUACUCGAGUCAAAAACCCAGUCAUUAUGGAGACAGAGAAAAUUAUAAUUCACCCAAAAUUUCAGAGAGUUGGUACACGUGAUCAGAACAACUUUGAUAAUGACAUUGCACUGAUCAAAAUGUCUGACAGGGUGCCACUCAGUUCAAACCUCAGGCCAGUGUGUCUGCCAAACAAAACACAUGAACAUGUAAUGGAGGGAAUGAUGGGUACAGUAUCAGGCUUUGGAGGGUUUGAGAAGGGCUUAAAAAGUGAAAUUUUACAUUAUGGGCAUAUUAGGGAAUAUUCUUCUGAAGAGUGUGUUUUUGGGGAUAUGCCUGUCACUGAUAACAUGUUCUGUGCUGGAGAUGAUGUUCAACAUACAGACAGUUGUAGAGGUGAUGCUGGGGGUCCUCUGUUCUUACCCAUGUUGGGCUAUGGAACUAAAGAGCAGCGCUACGAGGUGAGGGGCAUUGUGUCAUGGGGUCCUCCAGAAUGCGGUAAUAAAAUGUCUAAAAGUUUUUACACAAAAGUGCAGAACUACCUAGACUGGAUCAGAGAGACAAUGGCAAAGAAUUGACAUGACAUGAGCUUUCUAAAGUUACAAUGUUUAAGCAAGUACAAUAACAUUUAAAAGUAUUGAUUUUAUUAUUUACCUAACUUGUACAUAUGCCCACUGACAUUUGUUUUUAUUUCUCUCCCUUUUUUGUAAUAUGAAUUUUAGAAAACUAAAGAAAAAGAAUGUUAAGUAAAAUAAAUUUUUAAUCAUUAAUUUUUAUUGAUUUACUUGACGUACAAACUCAAAAUAAAAAUUAAAAUAAAAAGCUAUAUAGAUAUGUUAAAAAAACUAUUGAAUAUGACAAAAGCACUAUUAAAAUGAAAACAGAAAAUACAUAAAUAAAAAC
Molecule: messenger RNA, 1781 nt
Organism: Labeo rohita (rohu)
Lineage: Eukaryota; Metazoa; Chordata; Actinopteri; Cypriniformes; Cyprinidae
Product: complement C1s-1 subcomponent-like
Exons: 6
Coding region: 89-1456 (455 amino acids)
Biological process (GO): proteolysis
Molecular function (GO): serine-type endopeptidase activity
Source: RefSeq, a predicted model, not a curated record